AUGUCUUCAAUGCCAGUGAGUUUGUAUGUGGUGAUAUACAGUCUGACUGUGCAUUUCCUAAUGACGAGAGCUUCAAUAAAUGUUUCGGACACGGCAGAACCAGCCACUUUAAUCGUACAAAAGAUGUCACCUUGA
Messenger RNA from Blumeria graminis f. sp. triticale, 135 nucleotides. NCBI's taxonomy places the organism in Eukaryota, Fungi, Ascomycota, Leotiomycetes, Helotiales, Erysiphaceae. The record is from the annotation of a GenBank genome assembly.